Molecule: messenger RNA, 2517 nt
Organism: Heterostelium album PN500
Lineage: Eukaryota; Evosea; Eumycetozoa; Acytosteliales; Acytosteliaceae
Gene: gacU
Product: RhoGAP domain-containing protein
Exons: 3
Coding region: 1-2517 (838 amino acids)
Biological process (GO): signal transduction
Source: RefSeq, a predicted model, not a curated record
AUGACAUCGUCAAACUUGGCAAUCAUUUUCGGUCCAACGGUAAUGCGACCACAAAACGAAGACACCGUCAAGAUGAUCGAAGACGCUAGACAUGUAAAUGGUGUAUUCUUAUUAAUGAUCGAUGAAUUUGAAUAUCUAUUUAAUAAUGCAGAAUUACCAUCGUUUGUAAUCAAUAUACUAAGUAAUCAGAUAUCACCAAGUUUAAUAGCGAAUUUGGCGGGAAAAGAGUCACCAACCACCUCCUCAAAAAGAAACGCCAUGAAAUUUUCGAAUGGCACACCCUUUAAUUUUGACACGCUCAGUGGAACCACCACAACCACCACCCCACAACUUCAGAACACAACCACAAACAAUACAAUUUUACAAUCACAAACAAAAUUAAGCAACAACAACAAUAACAACAACAGUAAUAAUAUUAAUAGCAUUAAUAAUAAUAAUAAUAAUUUUGUAGCAGUAUCAUCUUUAAACAGUAAUAAUAAUAAUAAUAAUAAUAUUAAUAACAAUAAUAAUAACAAUAAUAUAAAUAAUAAUAACAAUAUUAAUAAUAUUAAUAAUAAUAAUAAUAAUACAACAGCAAUACAACACUCUACUUUAACAAGACAAGAACUAUCAUCACCUUCAUCACCUAUUGCAUUGUUUGACGAUUUCUUCUCGGCGCUUGCAUUGCGUUCACCGCCACCACCAUCGCCUUUGACACCUUCCAAUAUGUUUUUAGAUCCAGAUCAACCGAGUACUCCACCGUUUCCUGCUGCUUUGUCGACAGCUGCAGCAGCUACUACAGCUACUGCUACGACAACGACUACUACCACAUCGGCAGCUAGCACAGCAGAUUCCAAUGUCAAUGCUACUACAAACAACAGCAACAACAACAACAAUAAUAGCAAGCAGCAAGAGAAGAGUGGUUUCAGUAGUAAUAGCAGUGCGAGUAGUAGUAGCGGUAGCGGUGGUAACUCUGGCAGUAGAUUCUCUAUUCUGAUACCUACUCUACAGACUUCUGCUGCUGCAACGAACAGCCAACAACAACUGCUGCAACCACCCGCCGUCAGUAUUAGCCGGUCUGCUAGUUCCAGUCACGCUUCGCCAAAUCUACAGAUCUCUGAGAGUUUCGAGCUGAUACGUGGCGAGGAAUUCUUCUUGCAGCUGGCGCCGGCAAGUGCACCAUCAACCACACCCUCAUCACCAAGAAACUCUGUAACACUUAACCAACCUACUUCACCAACAUCCAACAACAGCAGUAGCAACAGCAACAGCCAACUGUCACCAAGAUACAUUAGAAACAACUCGAAUCCAGAAUCAUCUUCAUCGUCAUCACCUCAGUUGCGAUCUCUCUUGAAAUCACAACUUGCAAACAAUCUACAACAACAACAACAGCAACAACAACCAUCACCUAGAAACUUGAACAGUUCAUCACCAAGAUCAUAUACAACAUCUACAACAACAACAUCAGCAACAACAACUGUACCAACAACAUUACCUACAACAUCUACAGAAACAACAGCUGCACCAACUACAUCUACAACUACUACUACACCAACAACAACAACAGCAACAACAACAACAAAUUCAUUAACAUCAAGUGGUCAUAGAGUUUUGUUAACAAAUCAAGUCGAACAAAGUCCGUUGGAGUUGGCAUGGUCUCAUUUGAUUCAGAUAAGACGUGAGUGUGGUCGACCUUCUGAUAUCAACUUGAUGUCACCGCAUGAACUGAAAGAUGAAAAGUCAUCGAUCAAGAAAGAGUUACGAGAGUUUGAUCUACAGUUUAAACGACAACACGGUCACCUGCCAAGAAAGAACGAAAAGGAGGUAAUGCGACCACUCUACCAACGCUACAGAGAUGUCAAAGCAUUGAUCGAGACAUCGUCGAUGUCUCCACCCAUUGUACCACCAACAACACUCAACUCUUUGUCUCGAUCGAACGAUUCCAACACUGCAGUAUUAACAUCGACGAACUCACAGGCUUCAUUGACAUCUUCCUCAUCCAACCUAACAACAUCGACAACAUCAUCGUCAUCAACCACCACAUCUACAGCUUCUAUACCUACAAUAACAAAUACAAAUACAAAUAUAAAUACAAAUACAAAUAAUACAAACACAAAUAUAAAUAAUACAAACACAUCAUCAAAUGUAACACCCACAACAUCACCAACACUUGAAAGUAAUGUACAACAAAAUAUAAUAUUAAAUAAUAAUAGUAACAAAGAAACAAAUCAACAACAACAACAACAACAACAACAUGAUAUAAUAUCUUCACUUGAAGAAAUACUUUGUAAAUUAAGUAAUGUAGAGUUGGUAGAGAGAUACCAAAAAGUAAGACAAGAGAAACGAACACUCCAGAUCCACUUGCACAAAUACCAAACGGAUUUCACAAAGAAACAUGGUAGGAAAGUACAAUUUGUUCAGGAUAGAGAGCCAGUACACAAUCAAUAUGAAAGAUAUAAAUAUUUAAAGAAUGAAAUUGCUGUAAUCGAAAAGAUUUCACCAACCAUCACAUCAACUGCCAAUAAAAACAACACAUAG